Monoraphidium neglectum is the source of this 336-nucleotide messenger RNA. Its product is annotated as large subunit ribosomal protein L25. Gene Ontology annotation, cellular component: cytosolic large ribosomal subunit. The transcript is spliced from 2 exons. NCBI's taxonomy places the organism in Eukaryota, Viridiplantae, Chlorophyta, Chlorophyceae, Sphaeropleales, Selenastraceae. The coding region runs from base 1 to 336 and encodes 111 amino acids. Gene Ontology annotation, biological process: translation. Gene Ontology annotation, molecular function: 5S rRNA binding. The record is from RefSeq and is a predicted model, not a curated record.
AUGGUCAACAGCGCGUCCCAGGUGGUUGAGAACCUGCGCCUGAUGUACAUGCCACGCGACCGCCGCGCGCUGGUCAGGGUACCGGUGGCCCUGUGGGGCGAGGAGUCGGCGCCGGGCGUCAAGGGCGGCGGCUGGCUGCACGUCGUGAACAGAGCGGUGCCGCUUAUGUGCCAGGGGUGGGCGGUGCCGCCCAAGAUUGAGCUGGACGUGGGGAAGAUGAGGACGGGUGACCUUAUCAGGUACAGCGACGUGCCGACGCCCGAUGGCUGCGUGCUGCGCGCCAAAGACCCGCUGCAGCCUGUGGUGCGAUGCGCAGCCAGGGUUGGCGGAGAGUGA